Molecule: messenger RNA, 777 nt
Organism: Helianthus annuus (common sunflower)
Lineage: Eukaryota; Viridiplantae; Streptophyta; Magnoliopsida; Asterales; Asteraceae
Exons: 2
Coding region: 1-777 (258 amino acids)
Source: RefSeq, a predicted model, not a curated record
AUGGGUUGCACAAGAGAAGUUAUAAAUACAACAUCUUCUAAUGCAAUUGCAAAUACCUCAGAACGACAUAGAAAGCUAAAACAAAUAUUCCCUGGAGCAACAGGUGCGCUAGAUGGAACUCUUGUACAUGCAGUCGUGCCUGUUGAUCAACAGACUCGUUACAGGGGAAGAGGAAAGGGUGAUUGCUUUCAGAGUGUCUUAGCAAUUUAUAAUUUUGAUAUGAUAUUCACAUUUGUAUGGGCCGGAUGGGAGGGGAUUGCACAUGAUUCACGAGUUUUAAAAGAAGUUGCAUUUAACCCGACUUCUGGGUUUUCCUUCCCCCCACUAGAUAAAUAUUAUCUUUGUGACGUUGCAUACACCAACACUCGUGGAUUUAUGACUCCCUACCGUAAUACGAGAUAUUGGUUAGCCGAUUUUCGACGACAACGUGCGUUAACUAAGAAAGAAAAACUCAAUCAUGCCCAUGUACAACUCAGAAAUGUUAUUGAGCACUCAUAUGGUGUUUUGAAAGCGAGAUUUCCAAUCCUAAAGCAAAUGACUCCCUUUUCUUUUCCAAUCCAAAGGGGCAUAGUGAUCGCUUGUUUCGCCAUCCAUAAUUUUAUAAGGAAAUGCAAUAUUCGUGAUCAAUUAUUUAUGGAGUAUGGCGAGAACAUUGUGUUUUCUGAAAUACAAGGUGGAGAAAAUGUUGGCCAGUUCGUUCACGACAUAGAAUGGGGUUCACAAGACAUCGAGUAUAUGACUACUUUGCGUAACCAGAUAGCUAGUCAACUAAUUUGA